Messenger RNA from Coregonus sp. 'balchen', 615 nucleotides. The record is from the annotation of a GenBank genome assembly. NCBI's taxonomy places the organism in Eukaryota, Metazoa, Chordata, Actinopteri, Salmoniformes, Salmonidae.
AUGAUGCUGCAGCGCAACGACAUGGGCAUCCCCAACAUCACCCCCUCCCAGAGGACUCUACAGGCUCAAAUGGCCCCCGGGGGACCCAAGGACCCCACACACAUCUCCAUGCGCUCCAAGUCAGCAGCCCCUGGUCACUCCCCCCACCAGCAGCAGAUGUACAGCCAUGCCCACGGGGCCCCCCAGACAGUCACCAUGCAGGCCCCCUCGUCCCGGACGCUGGCAGCCGUGCCCAGGGGCAUGAAAUUGGGCACGGUCAACAUCAUGCCGGCCCCCUACAACCGCGCUGUGAACAUGCCCGCCGCCGCCGCCGCCAUCAACCACGCCAUGAACGGCUACCGCGUCACCACCCAGAGCGCCGCCAUGAUGGCGGCCAACGGUGGUUACCACGGCAACGGUCAUCAGAUGGCUGCGGCCUACAUGAACCAGUCACCCGGGGCCCAGUACGCCUCUAUGCAGAUUGGCAUGAUGGGAACACAGCCAUACACCCAGCAACCCAUGCAGGCUCCGCCCCACGGCAAUAUGAUGUACUCUUCAGGUGGUCACCAUGGAUACAUGACCAACACCGGACCCCUGUCCAAGCAGACACUCAAAGGGCCUUUCAUCAGACGGUAA